UGCACCGAGCGCUUUGUCUCCAGCCCGGAGGAGAUCCUGGACGUGAUCGACGAGGGCAAAUCCAACCGCCACGUGGCUGUCACCAACAUGAACGAGCACAGCUCCCGCAGCCACAGCAUCUUCCUCAUCAACAUCAAGCAGGAGAACAUGGAGACGGAGCAGAAGCUGAGCGGGAAGCUCUACCUGGUGGACCUGGCUGGCAGCGAGAAGGUCAGCAAGACGGGGGCCGAAGGGGCCGUGCUGGACGAGGCCAAGAACAUCAACAAGUCGCUGUCGGCCCUGGGCAACGUCAUCUCGGCCCUGGCCGAGGGGACGAAGAGCUACGUGCCCUACCGGGACAGCAAGAUGACGCGGAUCCUGCAGGACUCGCUGGGCGGGAACUGCCGCACGACCAUGUUCAUCUGCUGCUCGCCCUCCAGCUACAACGACGCCGAGACUAAGUCCACCCUCAUGUUCGGCCAACGGGCCAAGACCAUCAAGAACACGGCAUCGGUGAACCUGGAGCUGACGGCCGAGCAGUGGAAGAAGAA
Terrapene triunguis (Three-toed box turtle) is the source of this 530-nucleotide messenger RNA. RefSeq names its product kinesin heavy chain-like. The transcript is spliced from 5 exons. Gene Ontology annotation, molecular function: microtubule binding; microtubule motor activity; ATP binding. The record is from RefSeq and is a predicted model, not a curated record. Lineage: Eukaryota; Metazoa; Chordata; Testudines; Emydidae. The annotation marks the transcript as partial. Gene Ontology annotation, biological process: microtubule-based movement; mitotic spindle organization.